Molecule: messenger RNA, 3379 nt
Organism: Clunio marinus
Lineage: Eukaryota; Metazoa; Arthropoda; Insecta; Diptera; Chironomidae
Source: the annotation of a GenBank genome assembly
UACAUUCUUUUGUCGAUCGUAAACAAAUUUCUAAUUAUACCUACAACUGUUAUUUGGAAUAAUUUAAUUUAACAAAAAUCUUGUCAAAGAUGUCUAUGCGACCUGAUGACCAUCGUCGGAAGUGGGAUAAAAAGGAGUUUGAGCGUAAAGCUCUUGAUCGAAUACAAAAAAUAAAUAAAAAUGAUGAAGCUCCACCCGAACCCCGUGAAUUGUUAAAGACGAGAGAAUACAAAGUAGAUUUGGACAGUAAGUUAGGAAAAUCAAUGGUCAUCAAUAAAACUACUCCAAGCAAUCAAUCUGGAGGAUAUUUCUGUAAUGUUUGUGAUUGUGUUGUCAAAGAUUCUAUAAACUUUCUGGAUCACAUCAAUGGCAAAAAACAUCAAAGGAACUUGGGUAUGUCCAUGAAAGUCGAGCGCAGUUCUUUAGAAAGUGUGAAAGAGCGAUUCAACAAGAACAAAAGAAAAAUUGAAGAAAAGAAAGAUGAGUAUGACCUCCAAGUUCAACUCAAAAAUGUUAAAGAUUCUGAGGAAAAGCGCAAACAGAUGAAGAAGAAAAAGCGUAAAGAACAGUUAGAUGAGUCUAAAGAUGAUGAUGAAAUGGAGAUGGCCAAGAUGAUGGGAUUUGCAGCCAAUAUGGGAAGUUACUUAGAUAAACCAGAAACCUCAAAAAAGUCGGAAAACAACGAAAAUGAAAUCUUGCAAAUAGGCAGUUCCUCAAUGCAGGGCUGGCGUGUGAAUCAAGAGGAUGCUCACAAUUCCAUUUUAAAUUUUGAUGAAAACACUGCUUUUUUUGCUGUUUAUGAUGGCCAUGGAGGCUCUGAAGUUGCAGAAUACUGUAGUAUGAAACUGCCUCAAUUUCUUCAAGAUUUACAGUCAUUCAAAAAAGGCGAUUACGAACAAGCGUUGAAAGAUGCUUUCAUUGGCUUCGAUGGAACUUUGUUGAACGAAAAAGUAAUUGAAGAAUUAUUACAACUGGCUCGUAAAAAUCCUGAUUAUGUGGACUCUGACAUGGAAAUAGAGGAUGAGACAGCUGAAGAAAUUAUCAAUCUUCACGAAGAAGCUAAAAUGCCUCUGAAUGAAGUUCUGAAAAAGUACAAAGGAAAAAUCGAGACCUUAGCCAAAUCUAGUAAUGCCCACCGAGCCAAAGAAGUGUCAAAAACAGAAACAUCGUCUGCUGCCGGGCCUUCAAGCUCUUCUUGUUCACCAGGAUCAAGCGGCAGCUCAACAGUUGAUAGUCGUCAAAAAAUCCAACAGAAAUUAGCAUCAGAUAAUGAAGUCAGUAGUUCAAGCAGCAAAGCAGUAUCAGAAAGCGACACUGAUGCUCCCGAACCGACAUCAUCAAGCGGAAUUGUUCCUGAACAGGCACCUGACAGUACCCAUACCAUUCCGAAAGUCACUGGAGCAUCCAGCGAUGUAACUAAACCCAAACAAAGUACAACAGACUCUUCUGAAGUGAACGUUGAGCCAUUGGUACCUGCUAAUGGCGUCAUUAGCUGUUCAGAACGAAAAAUCUCACAAAAACAAAGCGAUGAUGAAGCAAUUUCAUCGUCCUCAACUCAAGAGAAUGGCGAGAGCAUUAUCAGUUGUCCAACAUCUUCUCAAAUUACUUCUGGCGUUUCGUCCGCUAGUAAUUUACCUGGAAGUAGCAGUUCGCCUUCUAAAACGCCGAUUAAAGAUCCGAAUCAAAUUUCUAGUUCAUUACUUCCAGAUACAGACACUGAUUCGUCAUCUGAUGAAGAGUUUGAUGCUACUUACAAAGAAUCAAGUGGUCCAAAGCCAUUAAAUAGUGAUGAUGACACCACCGAUGAAGAUGAACCAGAAGAUGUAGAUGACGAUGAAGAAAUCGAUGAAGAGGAAAUUUCCGGAGAUGAAGAAGAAGACGAAGAUGAAAGUUUCGAUGAUGAGUUUAUAAAUAAUAUGGCCACUGGUCCUGGAAAAGCUUCAGGCUGCACAGCCGUUGUUGCUUUAUUGUCAGGACGUAAUUUAUAUGUGGCAAAUGCAGGAGAUUCUCGUUGUGUUGUUUGCCGCUCAGGCAAAGUUGUUGAAAUGUCGUUCGAUCAUAAACCAGAAGAUGAAAUUGAAUUCGAACGUAUUCGCAAAGCUGGUGGUCGUGUAACACUCGAUGGAAGAGUGAAUGGUGGGUUAAAUUUGUCUCGAGCUAUCGGUGAUCAUGGAUACAAAAUGAAUUUUGAACUGCCGUCAGAAGAACAAAUGAUCUCGGCUUUACCAGAUAUUAAAAAUAUUUCACUUGAACCUGAAGAUGAGUUUAUGGUAUUAGCCUGUGAUGGCAUUUGGAAUUAUAUGUCUAAUGAAGAAGUUGUUGGCUUUGUAAAACUGCGAAUCGAUGCUGGAAAACUCACACUCGCUGAAAUAUGUGAAGAGUUAUUCCAAAAUUGCUUAGCACCAAACACAAUGGGUGAUGGUACAGGAUGCGAUAACAUGACAGCAAUAAUUGUCAAAUUUAAGCCAGCUUUAUUUCAAUUGCCCACAUCUGCAAAUGCAGAAGAAAAUGUUGAAACUGAGAAAGUUAGCCGUAAGCGAUCACUUGAAGAUGGUGAAGCUGAAGCAUUGCCUACCACAGAAAAGAGACAAAAGAUUGAAGAUGAUUUGACACCAGCUGCUGUUGACACAUCAACAGCUUAAAUUGUAAGACACAUUUAAGAAAAAUAAUGAGAAAAUCCAAUUUGAAAAUUAUUUAUAAUUUUUGACUUUUUCCGAAUAUUCAUCAGAAACUUUUCCACGAACUUAAAUGAAUAAUUUCUCUUGCUAUGCUUAAAGUUUCAAUUGAAUCUUUAUCAAAAUUUUGAUUCCGUUGGUUUUCAAGUCACAAAACUUCACGAAGAAUUCAAUUUGAUCUUUAAGUUUAAACGAAGUUUUGCGAGAUUUAAAGCUGUAAUUAAAAUAUCCCUUUCUCCAUUUUUCUUUAUAGUUUUAACUAAUAUUCACUAGUUUUUCAAUCAUAUUAUUAAAUCAUGCAAAAUCAACUCAUUUUCAUUUAUUUCUAUUUAAUGCUGCUGCUCUUACGCAUGGCAUCUCUCAACUAUUUUUUUACCUCAUUAAGCAGAUACUCAUAAAAGAAAAAAGAUUGUAACGAAAGAAUAAAGAAAUCCGGAUGAAAACCUAUGUCAAACUUUAAUAUAAUAUCUAAUAUUUAAAUACUUAGAUGUAAAUUUAAUUAGUUUAAAUGGUUUCGAGUGUAGUUAUUCUUAUAAGUUAUUUUAGAGGAAAAACAUUCAUCAUCCGAUGUUUCAACAACACUUCAUGCUGGAAGCUUCCAGUUUAAAAACAAUUAAACAAAUGUCUUAAAAAAUUUUAAGAAGUUCGUAAAAAUGAAUAAAGAAAUGUUUUUCCUUUAAGUAAAUUAAAAUUUAUGAAAUGAA